This is a messenger RNA of Lactuca sativa (garden lettuce), 408 nucleotides long. Its product is annotated as secreted RxLR effector protein 161-like. Lineage: Eukaryota; Viridiplantae; Streptophyta; Magnoliopsida; Asterales; Asteraceae. The record is from RefSeq and is a predicted model, not a curated record.
AUGGAGGAACCAACCACUUUGCAUUUCCAAGUUGUGAAACACAUCAUACGAUACGUAAAAGGAACCGUUGAUUAUGGACUCAACUAUGGAAGAGGUCGUGAAAUUGAAGAUUUGGUUGGUUUUACCGAUAGUGAUCUUGGAGGUGACCAUGUUGAUAGCAAGAGCACAAGUGGAAUGAUUUUCUAUCUGGGAAUGAAUGCGAUAACUUGGCAAUCCCAAAAGCAAAAGACUGUUGCUUUGUCCACAUGUGAAGCCGAGUUCAUGACAGCUACAAUAGUAGCAUGUCAAGCCAUUUGGCUUGCUAAUCUCGUGAAGGAGCUCACGAGACAUCAUAUCAUGCCUAUCACCUUAUAUGUCGAUAACAAGUCAGCAAUCGCAUUGAUGAAAAAUCCUGUGUUUCAUGGAUAA